Molecule: messenger RNA, 687 nt
Organism: Coniophora puteana RWD-64-598 SS2
Lineage: Eukaryota; Fungi; Basidiomycota; Agaricomycetes; Boletales; Coniophoraceae
Exons: 5
Coding region: 1-687 (228 amino acids)
Source: RefSeq, a predicted model, not a curated record
AUGAUAAUCGCCGAUUUGGUGGUAUUUAUUGCUAUAUUCUUCUCCCUGAACGCUAUGAUGGGAUUGCGCAUCUAUGCCCUUUACGGGGGCUCUAAGCAAGUGCUGGUGUUUCUGUGUAUUUGCUUUACAGCAGCACAGAUAGUAAACAUAGUCCUGACAUACAUGACCGUGUUCCCACUGGACAUGCUAGUCCAGAAUAUUCCCGGACAAGGAACUUCAUGCGGAUAUCGUCUGUCAGAGCAACAGGCUUGGUACCAAACUUCCGCAGACAUUGCUCUUGUCGCUUACGAAUUUGUGCUAUUUGUCAUGUCACUCAUUUGUUUUGUCAAGCACUACAAAGAGCAACGUCAAACCAUCACCGCAACAAUGAGCACGUUGAUGGGUUUGGUCAUCAAAGACAAUAUUUUCUACUUCUUCGUAGCUUUCUUUGGUUUGACGCUUAAUCUAGGGUCGAACGUUACUGCCAUCAUUGAUCCAUACGGCGCCUUCAAUUUUAAUAUUGGGUUUAACGCAAUCGUAUCAAACUUUUGGCUCAAUUUCCAAUUGAAUAUGCUGGGUCCUCUCAUGAUGCUGAGCAUCAGAGAGUACAACGCAAAGCUGCGCAAGGAGGCAUCCUCCAACCGCUUACCUGCUGAGACCCUGGAGUUUGCCGCUGCUACCCGGCAAUCCGAACGUAGCGAAGCUUGA